Rhinolophus ferrumequinum (greater horseshoe bat) is the source of this 2186-nucleotide messenger RNA. It is a transcript of the gene PDZK1, whose product is annotated as PDZ domain containing 1. Gene Ontology annotation, biological process: protein localization to plasma membrane. Bases 238 to 1794 code for a protein of 518 amino acids. Lineage: Eukaryota; Metazoa; Chordata; Mammalia; Chiroptera; Rhinolophidae. Gene Ontology annotation, cellular component: apical plasma membrane. The transcript has 9 exons. Gene Ontology annotation, molecular function: signaling receptor binding; protein-membrane adaptor activity. The record is from RefSeq and is a predicted model, not a curated record.
CGGUGGGCCAGUGCGUUGGGUUUGCUGAGGGCUUUUGGGGUUUGUCCAGCUCAGGGCUGAGCUAGCUGGCAGGAAGCCGGACAGAGGUCACUUCAACUCAGACCAUGCGUCUCUGUUAAAUACAUCAGCUUUUAAAUCAAUCCUCGUUCAAAGUCCAGUGAGUUUCAAGACUACAGCUUGCCAGCAGACAGUAAAUUCCCCAGUACGAGCCGCUCCUCUUCUAGACCCAGCACAGAAAUGGCCUCCGCCUUCAAGCCCCGAGAAUGUAAGCUGUCUAAACAAGAAGGGCAAAGCUAUGGCUUCUUCCUGCGCAUUGAGAAGGACAUCGAUGGCCACCUGGUCCGGAUGGUGGAGAAGGGCAGCCCAGCAGAGAAGACUGGCCUCCGGGACGGAGACCGAGUUCUCAGGAUCAACGGCGUCUUUGUGGACAAGGAAGAACAUAUGCAGGUUGUAGAGCUGAUCAGAAAGAGUGGGAAUUCAGUGACUUUGCUCGUUCUGGAUGGGGAUUCCUAUGAGGAAGCCGUGAAAAAACAGGUGGACUUGAAAGAGGUGGGUCCAAGUCAGAAGGAGCCGAGUUGGAGUGAUGAGAAGCCACGCCCUGUGAUGAAUGGAGGGGCGCAGGCUUGGACCCAGCCACGGCUCUGCUACCUGGUGAAGGAGGGGAGCAGCUUUGGCUUUUCUCUGAAAACUGUCCAAGGCAAAAAGGGAGUGUACCUGACUGAUGUUACACCCCAAGGUGUGGCUAUGAAAGCCGGGGUCCUGGCUAAUGAUCACUUGAUUGAAGUGAAUGGAGAGAACGUAGAAGACGCCACCCAUGAGGAAGUGGUUGAAAAGGUGAGGAAGUCAGGGAGCCGUAUCGUGUUCCUGCUGGUGGACCAGGAGACUGAUAAACACCAUAGUGAGCAGAAGAUAAAAUUCCAGAGGGAAACAGCCAGUUUGAAAUUACUACCCCACCAGCCCCGGGUGGUGAAGAUGAGGAAGGGAAGCAAUGGCUAUGGUUUCUAUCUGAGGCAAAGCCCAGAACAGAAAGGUCAAAUCAUCAAAGACGUAGAUUCUGGAAGUCCAGCAGAGGAGGCUGGCCUAAAGACCAAUGACCUGGUAGUUGCUGUCAACGGUGAGUGUGUGGACGCCCUCGAUCACGACAGUGUGGUGGAGAUGAUCAGAAAGGGUGGAGAUCAGACGUCACUGCUGGUGGUGGACAAAGAGACGGACAACAUCUACAGACUGGCUCGUUUUUCUCCAUUUCUCUACUAUCAAAGUCAAGAGCUGCCUAAUGGUUCUGUCAAGGAGGCCCCAGCUCCCACUCCUCGUCUGGAGGCCUCAAGUCCGGACACUACAGAGGAAGUAGCAGAUCAUAAGCCUAAACUAUGCAGACUGAUUAAAGGUGAAAACGGCUACGGUUUUCACUUAAAUGCGGUUCUGGGCCAGCCAGGCACAUUCGUCAAAGAGGUACAGAAGGGCAGCCCUGCCCAGCUGGCUAGGCUGGAGGACGAUGACAUCAUCAUCGAAGUGAACGGGGUGAAUGUGCUGGACGAGCCCUAUGAGAAGGUGGUGGACAGAGUCCAGAGCAGUGGGAACAGUGUCACUCUCUUAGUCUGUGGAAAGAAGGCCUACGAUUAUUUCCAGGCUAAGAAAAUGCCUAUUGUUUCCUCCAUGGCUGAGCCACUGGAUGCCCACCCUGAGCCCCCAAAAGGAACUUUGGCGGAGGCGGAGCAUGGCUCGCAUGCAGCAAAAGAACGAGCCCACAGUACAGCCUCUCAUUCUUCUUCCAAUUCUGAAGAUACAGAGAUGUGAGGAGGACAAAUCGUGGCUUUGGCUGGUGGCUGUUUCUGGGUAUUUAAUAGGGAGCCAUUCCCAAGGCAUGAGCUGCCACCUGUUUGCUGUCUCAGUUAGAAAAGAACUCCUCCGGAACCCAGCUCAUCGUGUGAUUGUUUCCUGUUGUCAUUUGUCUCAGAGGCAGCUACUGCCGAAGGCAUAUUUAUGGUUAACUGAGGAAAAGUGAAGGCGAGAGCCAGAUUCUUUUUGUGGGAGCUCUUUCAGGCUUCCACUUAAUUGCAUUUCUCUGUACGAUGAUAUCUCUUACUUCAAUAGGCCCCUUGAGCACCAAGGCUGAUUCAUAAAUCUGUAUAUGUAAGAGCUAACUAAAGUAUCUGCGAGAGAAGCCCAUUAAAAUGACGCUUUGUAAA